Brassica rapa (field mustard) is the source of this 652-nucleotide messenger RNA. RefSeq names its product protein Asterix. Gene Ontology annotation, biological process: protein insertion into ER membrane. NCBI's taxonomy places the organism in Eukaryota, Viridiplantae, Streptophyta, Magnoliopsida, Brassicales, Brassicaceae. Gene Ontology annotation, cellular component: endoplasmic reticulum membrane. Gene Ontology annotation, molecular function: protein folding chaperone. The record is from RefSeq and is a predicted model, not a curated record.
UCAGAUUUUACAGUGACGGCAAGUUUUAGAGAGAGAAGUAAGAGAGAGAGAGAGAGAGAGAGAGAGAGAGAGGAUGUCUCACAGUCACGGGAACGUUUCGUCGGCGAACGAUCCACGGCAGCCUUCGGCGGCGAAGCCUUACACUCCGCGACCUAUUGCCCCGGAGGAUCUCCCCGUUGACUACUCCGGAUUCAUCGCGGUUAUCCUCGGCGUCUCUGGGGUUAUGUUCAGAUACAAGAUAUGCUCGUGGCUUGCGCUUAUAUUCUGUGCUCAGUCGCUGGCCAAUAUGAGGAACUUGGAGACUGAUUUGAAGCAGAUCUCCAUGGCUAUGAUGUUUGCUAUAAUGGGAUUGGUCACAAACUACUUGGGGCCUAAUAGACCCGCCGCGACAAAGAAAUAAUUCGUGAACUACUCUUGCUUUCUUUAUGUUAUAGCCUUCUUUUGUCAAACCUUGUUUUGGUUCUUGUUUCUGCAUCCUUAAAGUUAUAAAUUGCGACAUGGUGAGAUUUGAAGCAUAGUGUUUUGUUUUGGUGAAACUUGUGUUCGACUCUCAGUAUUCUUGAGGUGUUUUGUGUAUCAAACUAGACCAGAGCUCAUGUUCGAAGGUUCUCAUUUCAGACACACAGAAAUUGAAUUCCAGUUUUAUGUUUUA